AUGAGCAACACUGAUAAUAAAGAGUCAACAGAGCUUACUGAGGAGAUGACGUCUAAAUCUGAAGCUAUAAAAGACCACAUGAAGGAUGUUCACAUUGCAGGACAAUCAAAGAGCCAGCUCAUGCUCAGAAAACUGAAGUCUGUUAUUCUUAAAAAGAGGAAGAUUGAUGCCCUCAAAGAGGGCUUGAAUACAAAUUGUGUUGUGGACAAUGAGCUUGGACCAAAAAGGAUUAAGAAUGACAUGGCACCUGCAACUACAAGGAACAUUAAUGACACAUGCACCCAGGAGUCUGCUGUAGGUGAUCAAAAUGAUCCCAACUCACUUUCAGCUGACCCUCUUUUUGCCCAUGCUCUGGGUCUGACUCCCAAAAGUACACAAAAUAUACAAACAGAUACAAAAGCAGUGCACAGAACUUACUCAUCUGGGGCAAAAGAAAUAUUUGCAACCAAAGAUCGCAAACCACAAAGUCUUUCAUCUCCUAAAGGAACUCGACUUAAAAUGCUUAAAAAGCAUCAAAACCUUUCUGCAGAUCAAGUAAAAAAGAAGUGGUGGUUGCAUUUUCAAACCCCAGCUUGUUAUGCUGAAAAACAAUUCCAAGAGUGUUUAAGUGAUAUUUCAGUCAGGAAGAUAAUUCAGGAAAAAACAAACACAUCUUCAGAGGCUUUGAAUUUACUGGCUGACUUGGCACUUAGUGACAAUAAAGAACAGGUUUCACCCCAUCCAGCACAAGAGUGUGAAUUUCAGGCGAAUGUUACCAAUCCUGAAAAUCAGACAGUUCUUCAUGCUUUGCUUAGACAGCCUGCUGCUAAAUCUGUUCAGCAACAAGAACGUCCUUCACCAGACUGUUUUGAAGGCACUGGAUUGGUUGAUGUGAUAUAUCAAGAACAUGCUUACUCAUUGCCCUCAUCUCCCUCUUUGCCGUUGGCGUUGCCAGCACCUUUCCAGGUUUCACCUUUAAAUGGUUCCUCUAGACUGCUGCAUGCUCAGAGACUGUGGGGUGAAGCAAGACAAAAGCCUCCUGUCAGUCCAGAAGAUAAAGUUGAACAAAACAAAAUGGCUCCAGGAGACCCCAAAAGGAGUUGGUACAGAAGAAAGUUCUGCCUGUCACGCACAAUCGAGAACAGGGAUAAGACCGUUCAAGUCACAAGACACUGGAAGGAAGACUAUGACUUUAAUCUGGACAGCCGGUUCACAGCAGAUCCUAAGGACAAAACAAUUGUCAGAUCCUUACACGGCCCCUGGGAUUCUUCUAUUCAUGACAGCAAUGAAGAAGUACAGCUCAUCGUUCACAUGUGGAUUGGUCUGUUUUACAGUCGGUCGACUGCUCGGUUCUUUCAUUUUGAUCCAGACAUCACAUUUCCAGCUCCAGAUGGAGUGAAAGGGUCCAAAGAAAAGAGACCUGAUCAGAAAGCCUCAGACACUGCUGUGCACGGUCCUUUACUGAAUGUAGCGGACAAGCCAGAAGCACAAGUUUUGGAUCUUAGCAAAUCCAAAAACAGUGUCACAGGCACCGAACCUGUUUCUUUGAACUCAUCACUGAAAUUGUCCAGUGUGGAAAUUUCAAAUGAGAAUCCUGAAGCCAAAACACAAGAGCUCAUGGUGAAGACUCAAGUUCCAGAAGAACUGAACACAUUAAAUCCUCAAGGAUUGCAAACAACUCAUCCCAUUCAGUGGUACUUGAAUAUGAUGCCGGCUGCAGGAGUUUCCCCAUUUCUGAAUUAUGUCAGUAUGCCUGUAAAUAAUGGUAAUUCUUCUGAAAUUAAUCAUCUGUUUAUUCCGGUUUGGAAUGGAAUCACAAAUGGAAUGACCAAUCCAAACAUGCUGACCAACGAUGCUCACACACCUUCAGUGGCUUCUGCUGAGUCAGGUGAAUCCCAACAGAUAGAGGAUGCUCCUGAGAACUUGACCAAAAGAAGAGAAUUGCCUAUCAGAAGACAAGAGAGCUCCAAAAGACAAGGGAAAAGAACCCAAAGGAAUACUUAUUUAUCAGCUCCAAAUAAAAAAGAAUCUAAUGAAAAUAAAAUGCAUGCAAAAGAUUUGCCUAACUCUAAAGCUUUAACUGAUCGAUGUCCUACAAAUGGAGAUGUGAAUGCUGUGAGAUGUAGCAAUCUUUUGGAAAUUAAGAAGAAAUAUAUGGAAAAACUAAAAGCUGCUUCAAGCCAAGUUAACCAGAAAAUAGAUUCUUCCUCACCUCAAAAUGACAGAGAAGUUGGUCAAUGUAUUCUCCUAAAGAAACUCUUGCGGCAGGACACCAUUGCAGAAACAUCGAAACUCCAAUUCCUUUUGAAAAAGACAGCUGUCUGUGAAAACUCUGCUAAAACUUGUAAUGAAAAUAUGUGGAUUAAUCAAAAAACAAAGGAGACAGCUUGUGCUGAAAAUUUAAGUGGACACAGACCUUUGAACAUUAUUUGUGUGGAUCCGUUAGUUGAAUUAAAAAAACAGAAAACCAGUCACUUAGAAAACUCUGCCAUUGUGUCUGAACAAUAUGUAGCCAAUGAUGGUCUUUUCAAAGGUCAAGAUAUAAACAUGAGAACACAGGAUUUAGUGGUUGAAAAUCCUCCAACAGAUGGCAACAGAUUGGGUUUAUCUCAAGAUGAGUAUGUCAAAACCAUUGAAUCCCCUGUGAUUAAUACAGUUAACAUUUUACACCAUCACCCAACUGAUGAAGCUGAGAACAACAAGUAUUGUGAUGUUAAUACAUGUACUGGAAUGAAUACCUCUCUUGAAGAUAAGUCACUAGAGCAAACUAGUGACUCUACCAAUGAGGUAGAUCAGCAAGGUUUUGAACAUAUGGAGGUAGUGCCAUCAGACAGCUCUGAAGUCACCGCACCAACAUCUACCUACUCAGACAGUACAAACUAUGACGGUCAUAGUCAACAUAGAGAACAACUUGUUGCUGGAAGUAAAGUCAACCAUCCAUCUGAUCUUGUCAGUGAGCUAGAUGAUAGAUGCCCUACUCCAACAAUAGAUGAACAACCAUUUGUAUACACAAGUCAACUAAAGUCUAACUCUGAUGUAAAUGAUUUGGAUAAAGUUUGCCCAGAUACCUCUCAAAAGGAACCCAGUACAAGCUUAACACCUGUAAUGGAUGAGACUUUGGUUGAAAAAGCUCCAAAAGAAUUUAAUUGUGAUACAAUGGCUAAUGUUGGCAAUCAGUCUGAUAUUGAACUACGGACUCUUAGAACUUUAAAAUGCUUAGAUGAGUAUUUAAGCACAUUACAGAACAGGAAUCAAUCACUCUUAAACUCUGAAGACACACCUAAUUCAUCACUGUGCUUAAAGAAAAGGACAUCUAUGAAAAGUACAUUCAGCACGGGUGAUUCUUGUCCCCCAGAAGUGAAAUCUGAAUCUUCCCAGUAUUUACCUUUCAGUGAUGUAUUAGCCGGCAAACUCAAUAAAAGUAAUGUUAAUGGUGAAGAAGAUGGCCUUAAAUCAAACCAGUCAAGCCCUGGAGUGGCUGGGAGACCAUCCCAAAUUGUUAAGGAACAAGGACAUAUUUCCCUCAGCAAAGUAAGAGAAAACCCUGAUUGUAAUGCACAGUCAAAACCAGUUAUAAGGUUUUCUAUAAAAAGGACACGACAGGGAGGCUUUGUUUGCAAUGGGUCAGUUUUUGAAGCCCAUCAUCAAAAUGAAAACCGUUCUGAUACCUUUGUCCUAAAAAAGUGCAAAGAGCCUGACAAUCAAGAACUACAAAAUACUCAAACGCCUACUACGUCCACACAGCCAGUUGAAUCUCAUGAAAGCAAGUUGCAAGUUCUCAAGCAUGAUCAUAAAACUGGCGAUGAAGACCUUUUGAAUUACUCAACAUCAUUUGUAGAUUCCAAAACAAAUAAAAUUACAGAUGAUAGUCUGGGAGUUCAAGGCUCACUUAGUUGUACAGUAUCCAAUAGUGGCAGAAAGGCUUCUUCAUUUCUGGAAAAGGUAUCAAAACGAUGUAUGCAGGAUGACCCGACUCAGUCAUCAAUGGAUAACGAGUGUUUGAUCUUCCUGGAUCAAAUGAAGCAACUUUUGAAAAGAAAACAAGACCAAGGAGCCCAGUGUGAUCAAUCAAAUCAAUCGCCAUCAUCUUGUCCCAUAACUGUACAGUUUUCUCAUAUUCAGGAGCAAGCUGAUGUAUUAGAUGACAUUAUGAUACCAUCUGCAUUUAUUAAUCAAAAAAUAAGUGUAGACAUGUCUGACAAAAAACAAGAAGAACUCAAAACAGGCUCCACACAACAAAUUUCUUCAAAGCCUCAACCACAUGGAGUGCUGGAACAGCCUGGGGUGUCAGCUAUCACAGCCCAAUGUACACGGCUGUACAGGGACAUCAUGAAUAAGAUCUGUUCAGAAACAAAGAAUGCGUCUCUGCUGAGAGACCUACACAAGACUGAUUCUGAAGAUUCAACUGCUAAUUCUAGCAACUACUUUGACUUUUGUAGUCAAAUGAAGAGGGAAAUGGAUGACUGCUUUCACAAUAGCCUGAAUUCAGUGGUGAAGAAAUCUUGCAAAAGCAAGAACCGGUUCUUCUUGUUAGUCACAUCAGAUGAUGACUUCUUCAACAGAACCCAGGCACAUUUGGAGGCAGAGGGUCAUAUUGCUGUUCAACCAUCAGACUUUUUCAUUAGAGAAAACAGCUCCUCACCAUUACUGGUUAUCAUCAGAAAUGAAGAUAUCGCUGGACAUAUUUUUGAGGUCCCACAUUUGCUUGAGCUUCGAAAGUCUCCAGUUGUCCAGUUUGCAGGGAUUGAUGAACCAGAUGAUGUUGUCAAUUUAACAUAUCAGGAGCUCUUCAUCAAAGGUGGUUUUGUGAUGUUUGAUAGAGGUGCAGUAGAGUCCUUGAGCCCAGGAGACAUGAAAAAGAUCUUAGAAAUAUUGCAAAAACUCGGCCAAACAGGCAGGUGGAAGUGGGUAUUGCACUACAGGGACAGUCGUCGCCUCAAAGAAAAUGCAAGGUUGUGUCCCAAAGCUAAAGACAAAACAGAUCUAUUGAACAAAUGCAAAGAAGAUGGACUGUUGGACAUUUUGCCUUACCAUGAAUGUGAUCUUGUGUCAAGACAAGAGCCCAACUAUCUUCAAUGCCUUUGCCACCAGCAGGUCCAAAAUAUAUCAUCCCGGUACCCUGUUUUUGUAACUGAUUCAGAAACAGACGGUGUGUUUGAAAAGAAUGGGAUUAUGACAAUGACCGUCAACACUUUCCUGAUGGGAUUGCUCAGUAAAACUAUUAAUGGCAUUACAUGAAAAACUGAUGAUUCUGAAAGACAAUCAGCCACAAGUGUACUGUAUUAAGUAAAACUAUCUUGUUGAUGAGAAACACUAUCGUUUUCAGAUAGUGGAAUAAAUCAGACAAUUGUGAUUAUUUACUUACUAUAUGGUCCAUUGUGGCAUUUUGUUCAAUGUGUUUAUUGCAGUUUUAUUGCUUUUUUUUUAUUUUAUUGUAAUUAUAGUUUUUACAUACUAAAUAAUAUUGACCAGAAGUUUGCCUUAAUUGUCAGUAAUAUUUUGUACAGCUAAACAUAUCUGUACUUAUUUACAUAUAAUAUAAGCCUGAGUUUGUAUAGUAAGUGUAUUGACAAAGAAGUUUGUUUUGCAAUAAAAAGUAUAUAUUUUCAAUAUGACAGAGUUCCUUGUGGGAGGCAAACAGCUGGUUCCUGACCUUCUGUUACAAUUUCUACUGCUCAACAGCUAAAAGUGAUGUCCUGAAGCUUGCUUUGUGUCAGAUUAUUAUUAUUUUUUUAUUGCCAUAAAUGUAUCCAAUUAAAAGUACACAAUUUACAAGAUCACCAAAGUACAAAAUAAUUAAAAUAUUUCAAGUUUUGCAUGCUUUGUCUACCAUUAAAAUUGUUUUUUCUCA
Molecule: messenger RNA, 5830 nt
Organism: Boleophthalmus pectinirostris (great blue-spotted mudskipper)
Lineage: Eukaryota; Metazoa; Chordata; Actinopteri; Gobiiformes; Gobiidae
Exons: 9
Coding region: 1-5217 (1738 amino acids)
Biological process (GO): negative regulation of gene expression, epigenetic
Cellular component (GO): nucleoplasm
Source: RefSeq, a predicted model, not a curated record